Molossus molossus (Pallas's mastiff bat) is the source of this 820-nucleotide messenger RNA. It is a transcript of the gene CLRN2, whose product is annotated as clarin 2. Bases 100 to 798 code for a protein of 232 amino acids. The record is from RefSeq and is a predicted model, not a curated record. NCBI's taxonomy places the organism in Eukaryota, Metazoa, Chordata, Mammalia, Chiroptera, Molossidae. The transcript is spliced from 3 exons.
AAGAGCCGACCUUGGACCAGAGGAUUGCCGAGUGCCCAGAAGAUGUCAACCGCCCCCACUGCAGCUCAGACACCUGGGCGAUGACCUGCACCCACUAGAAUGCCUGGAUGGUUCAAAAAGGUGUGGUACGGGCUGGCAUCCUUACUCAGCUUCUCCUCCUUCAUCCUCAUCAUCGUGGCCCUGGCAGUGCCCCACUGGCUGAGUGGGAAAAUCCUUUGUCAGACUGGAGUGGACCUGGUCAACGCCACAGAUCCGGAGCUGGUCAAAUUCAUUGGGGACAUUUACUACGGACUCUUCCGAGGGUGUAAGGUGCGGCAGUGCGGGCUGGGGGGCCGCCAGUCCCAGUUCACGAUCUUCCCACAGCUGGUGAAGGAACUCAACGCAGGCCUCCACGUGAUGAUUCUGCUGCUCCUCUUCCUGGCGCUGGCCCUGGCUCUGGUCAGCAUGGGCUUUGCCAUUCUCAACAUGAUCCAGGUUCCCUACAAGGCAGUCAAUGGCCCCGGAGGCAUCUGCCUAUGGAACGUCCUGGCGGGUGGAGUGGUGGCGUUGGCCAUCACCAGCUUCAUGGCUGCGGUGAAAUUCCACGACCUGACAGAACGAAUCGCCAACUUUCAGGAGAGGCUCUUUCGCUUUGUCGUGGUGGAAGAACAGUAUGAGGAGUCGUUUUGGAUCUGCGUGGCCAGCGCCUCAGCCCACGCUGCCAACUUGGUCGUGGUGGCCAUCAGUCAAAUUCCCCUCCCAGAGAUUAAGACCAAAGUCGAGGAGGCCACCGUCACGGCAGAGGACAUCUUGUAUUGAUAGCCUUCUCCUGGCCACACCC